UAACCAAGCAUUUGAUCGAUAAUUAAGCUAAUUAAUCGAGGAUAUCUAAUACACCCCGUUUCAUCAGCGUUGACAAUUUCGAAAUUGGAUUUUAUGCCGGGGACCAAAAUUACAGAAAUUUCGGAAAUUUCUGGCCGAAAUUAUUUAAAAUUUUGAAUGAAUUUGAAUAAAAUUGGAUCAAAUUCACAAAAAUUUGCAAAAAAAAACCCCGGAAAUUUCAUGUGAGAUUUGAGCAUGCCGAUGGGGGAGAAAUUACCGAAAUUUCAAACCCUGCGUUUUAUAUAGCCUCCACACGUGUGCCUCAAAUAAGUACAUCGCUGACCAUGAGAGAGGUAGAUUAAUAUUGCUAUAGUAAAAUGAACUCUUGGUGCCUCUAAAAUUUGUUUUUCCACUGGCUUUGGAAAUGGACCACUAGUUAUUAAGCUAGAAAUGCACUCCUCGUAAUAAAACUUUUAAAUGCUAGUGUGCUUAUUCUGGGGCAUACGAAGAGAGUAGUUGUUGUUUCAUGUUUAUUUUUCCCCAUUAUAUUUAUAUGUCUAGAUCUACCACUCUAAACCCACGGGUGAUAUGGGUUUGUGCUAAAUUAAACAGUUCAUUUUGUUUUGUACCAUUUUUAGUUAACUAUAUUUCACUAUGUGCUUAAUACUUUCUUUUUGAUCGAUAUUUGCAAAAAUGUGAGGUUAAUCAUGAAUCAAUUUCCUCCCAUAUCUAAAUACCUCAAACUAGCUGAAAAUCACCCCCUCCCCAGCAAUUUUGUGCUGGUGUGGACCUUGGCGGGAGGCAACACGUCACCCACGCUGCAUUCCGGUGGGAUUUUGUGAGCUCGUGUUUGUUCGCAUCAACGCAAUUACGAGACGAGAGAGUACAUUAAUUAAUAUGCAGUGCACAUCUGGAACAGAAAAAAAAAAUGUAACGCAAUAACCCAUGCACUGCACAUGAUGAUUAUCAUAUCGCGGUUGCCUACAUAAACUAAGAUUUGCAUCUCUUCCUCGCAGCUUCGCUUCUUGAGAUUGGAGACAAUGCCAGUUGUUUUUUAUUUACAGGACUUACAUUUGGUGCUCUACAGUGGUCUCUAAUAUACAAUUCCUAAGGCAAUAACUAAAACAACGGCCUCCAGUAUAUAUAAACUACGUUGCAAAUAUUGCAAUGGUAACUAAAAUUAAUUCUGGAUCGACAUAAAAGAAAACAUUGAUAGCACAUCCAACAAAAUUAUUAUUAACUAGUUUUGUCAAAACAUUGAUAGCUAGUGGAAGUGAUCAAUUCUUCAGGCUUCUGCUGAAGCCUGAAGAAACCAUGUCAGUUGAGAAAUCAGUACAGUACAAUCAAGCUAGUGAUCAAUUUAUUUUCAUGAAUAAUAAUGGCUUAAAAAACGACAAAUAACGGCUAGUAGCUGGGCUAUGAGCCAGGAAAAAAACUCAUCAGCUGGACUUGGUUGAGGCAGGGUUUGCAAUUUCGUUUUCAACAAAAAUUUUUGUAGAACCGAAUUUUCAGAAUUUUUGGUAUUUUUGGACCGAAUUUUUCUGAAGUUUUGACAAAAUUUAACUGAAUUUGACAUAAUUUUGACCAAAUUCACAAAAAAUUGAGAAAAACCAAAAAUUUUGGCCCAGAUAUUUUGAGGUGGAAAUAAUGGACAAAUUAAAUGGGCUGCAAAUAAAAAAAAAAGAAGUAAAUUAGAAGGAAAAAAAAUCAAGAAUCCCAAUUUUGAGUGGGAAAUUGUAGCUUCAAUAACACGAUUUUUAUUAAUUUGAUCAUUGCUCUCAGACUAGCUAUAAUCCGGGAUCAAACAUGAUUUUUUUUUCCUUUUUAGUACAAGCCACGUAAAUGCCUUAGGGGCCUUGUUGCCGAAUGCCGACAACUUGCCCAUUAGAUCACAUCACUACCUGAGCUUCUUUCGUCAAGAUCAAGUCCUAAACUACUCCUAAUCUCCGAGCUCUGUGUAGCGUGUAUCUUCCUCACCAAAUCACUUCCCCAACGCACGCAACACGCGAGGUAUUUUCUAUCUAUUAUCAUAAUGUAGCGGAUGAUGAAAAUUAAUGGAGUAUUUCUUAUCUCAAUACUUAUGUUAUUAUUAUCAAUUAACCCCAUAUCAUUGGGAUUGGGAGGCAUAUGCGCCAUGGAUACCAUCACCAAUCUAUCUAUAAAACCAAGGUGGUCGUCGUCUCCAAAUGCAGACGACGCCAUUGCAGAAUUGCACACACACGAACAUCACGUAGUUGUUGAUGGCGAGACCGCACGCCGUGGUGGUGCCCUACCCUGGCUCCGGCAACAUCAACCCGGCGCUGCAGCUCGCCAAGCUGCUCCACGGCCAUGGCGUCUACAUCACCUUCGUCAACACCGAGCACAACCACCGCCGGAUCGUGGCCGCCGAGGGCGCCGGCGCCGUGCGCGGCCGCGACGGGUUCCGGUUCGAGGCGAUCCCGGACGGCAUGGCUGACGCCGACCACGACAUCGGGAACUACGACCUCGCGCUGUCCGCGGCGACGAGCAACCGGUGCGCAGCGCCGCUGCGGGAGCUCUUGGCGCGGCUCGACGACGGUGGCGCCGGCGCGCCACCGGUGACGUGCGUGGUGGUCACGGCGCUGAUGAGCUUCGCGCUGUACGUGGCGCGGGAGCUCGGCUUGCCAACCAUGGUGCUCUGGGGCUCUAGCGCGGCCGCACUAGUGACACAGAUGAGAACCCGAGAGCUACGGGAGAGAGGCUACAUCCCACUCAAAGAUGAGAGCUUGCUGACAAAUGGCCACCUCGACACGACCAUCAUCGACUGGAUCCCCGGCAUGCCGCCGAUCAGCCUCGGCGACAUCUCCAGCUUCGUCCGCACCACCGACGCCGACGACUUCGGCCUCCGCUUCAACGAGGACGAGGCCAACAACUGCACCAUGGCCGGCGCCCUUGUCCUCAACACCUUCGACGGCCUCGAGGCCGACGUCCUCGCCGCCCUCCGCGCCGAGUACCCGCGCAUCUUCACCGUCGGGCCCCUCGGAAAUCUCCUCCUCAACGCCGCCGCCGACGAUGUCGCCGGGCUGAGCCUGUGGAAGCAGGACACCGAGUGCCUCGCGUGGCUGGACGCGCAGGAGAUGGGCGCCGUCGUGUACGUCAACUUCGGCAGCCUCACCGUGCUGACGCCGCAGCAGCUCGCCGAGUUCGCGUGGGGCCUCGCCGCGACGGGCCGCCCAUUCCUGUGGGUCAUCAGGGAGAACCUCGUCGUCCCCGGCGACGGCGGCGGCGACGCGCUGCUGCCGACGGGGUUCGCGGCGGCGACGGAGGGGCGGCGGUGCGUGGCGACGUGGUGCCCGCAGGAUCGCGUGCUGCGCCACCGCGCCGUGGGGUGCUUCGUGACGCACAGCGGGUGGAACUCGACGUGCGAGGGCGUCGCCGCCGGCGUGCCGAUGGUGUGCUGGCCGGUGUUCGCCGACCAGUACACCAACUGCAAGUACGCCUGCGAGGCGUGGGGCGUCGGCGUGCGGCUCGACGCCGAGGUGAGGCGGGAGCAGGUCGCCGGCCACGUCGAGCUGGCGAUGGAGUCGGAGGAGAUGCGGCGCGCCGCGGCGAGGUGGAAGGCCCAGGCGGAGGCGGCGGCGCGCCGCGGCGGGUCGUCGUACGAGAACCUGCAGAGCAUGGUGGAAGUGAUCAAUUCUUUCAGCUCUAAAGCCUGAAGCCUGAAGCCUGAAGAAACCAUGUCAGUUGAGAAAUCAGUAGUACAUCAAGCAAGUGAUCAAUUUAUUUUCAUGAAUAAUAAUGGCUAGAAGCCGCUGGGUUAUUAGCCAGGAAAAAGACUCAUCAGCUGGACUUGGUUGAGGUGGAAAUAAUGGACAAAUUAAAUGGGCUGCAAACAAGAAAGAAUUAAAUUAGAAAGGAAAAAAAAUCAAGAAUCCCAAUUUUGAGUGGGAAAUUGAAGAUUCAAUCUGUUAACAUGAUUUUUAUUUGAUCA
This is a messenger RNA of Oryza sativa Japonica Group (Japanese rice), 3928 nucleotides long. RefSeq names its product 7-deoxyloganetin glucosyltransferase. Lineage: Eukaryota; Viridiplantae; Streptophyta; Magnoliopsida; Poales; Poaceae. The record is from RefSeq and is a predicted model, not a curated record. Gene Ontology annotation, molecular function: quercetin 7-O-glucosyltransferase activity; quercetin 3-O-glucosyltransferase activity.